GACUAUCUGGUUUUGCAUUGAACGAUUGUCCUUGUGUUACGUAUCGAAGAAGUUUACUUUAGUUUUUGCAGCUUUGGGUUUCGUGCUUGGAACUUGAAAGUGGACAUUUGUUGGUUGUGGAUUGAUAUUCCUCAUUUGAACUUCUCACUCGGUUGUAAGAUCAUCUUUUGGGUUUCUUGAUAUAUAUAUAUAUCUCUCUCUCUAUCCUUACCAGAGAAAAUAAUCAUCACCACAUCCCUCAAAUCAUACCACCUCACACUACAUCACAUCACAUCGCCUCACCAUGUCUCCCCAACCAUUCCAAAUCUCCAUUCCUCAGGAUAAAAUUGAUAUCCUCAAAAGCAAGCUUUCGCACGCGGAAUUCCCGGACGAACUCGCUGAUGCAGAAUGGGAUUUGGGUGCUCCGUUGUCUGACGUGAAGCGCCUGGCGAAAGCGUGGGAACAGUGGGAUUGGAGAGUUCAGGAAGAGGAUUUGAAUCGGAAAUUGAAGGGUGCGCAGUUUACGACAGGCGUGCAGGUUGAUGGGUUCGGGGAGUUGGAUGUCCAUUUUGUGUGGCAGAAGAGUGAGGUUGCGGGGGCGGUGCCGUUGCUUUUUGUGCAUGGGUGGCCAGGAUCAUUCUUGGAAGUUCUCCGUAUUCUUCCACUUCUUCAGAAACCAGGAGGCCCAGCAUUCCAUAUUGUCGCCCCUUCACUUCCUAACUAUGGAUUUAGCGAAGGGGUCAAGAAACGUGGAUUCGCAUUAGCUCAGUAUGCGGAAACUUGUCAUAAAUUGAUGCUGCAAUUGGGUUAUGAUGAAUAUGUUACACAGGGUGGAGAUUGGGGUUCCUUUAUUACGAGAGGUAUUGGGAAAUUAUACCCUAACCAUUGCAAAGCAAGUCAUAUAAACAUGAUCUUACCAAAACCACCCGCUUCUACCACGGAUGGUAACUUAGCUCCACAAGACGCAUCCAGUUCCUAUUCACAGGCCGAGCGUGAGGGACUCGCUCGAAGCAAGUGGUUCGAUCAGGAAGGCCGAGGAUACUUUUUGGAACAAGCAACCAAGCCGCAAACGCUAGCCUACGCACUGCACGAUUCGCCCGUCGCAUUACUAGCAUGGAUUUACGAAAAACUCCACGAUUGGACUGAUUCAUAUCCGUGGACCGACGAUGAAAUCUUCACCUGGGUAUCUAUCUAUCAGUUUUCCCGCGCGGGACCAGGGGCCGCGCAUAGGAUUUACUAUGAAUUCAUGCAUACGCAGCCGGGCGAGGGGAGACUGACGGGAGAUUAUUUGCAGAGUUAUACUGGGGAUGUGAAAUUGGGAUUGACGUUUAAUCCGAAGGAGUUGGCGGUGUUUCCAAAGACGUGGGGGAGAACAUUGGGGAAUGUGGUUUUUGAGAGUGAUAAUACUGAGGAGGGCGGAGGACAUUUCUAUGCCCAUGAGAAGCCGGAGUUGUUGGCGAGGGAUUUGAAGACGAUGUUUGGGAAAGGGGGUGGGGCGUUUGGGGCUGUGAAGGGGAAGAGUGGGUAUGAUGAAUGAUGAGGGGGAGACGGCGAGGUUUGAGGGGGGGGGGGGAUUGAGAGUUGCGAAUGAUAAGUAGGUGUUUGAUGGCUAUAUGUAUCAUAUAGAAUGGGGAUAAUAACCACUACAGUGCAGAGCGAUGCUUCAAUGUGAAAUCAAAAUAAAAUGUUAUUCGUAUAUCGUAUUAUACA
Molecule: messenger RNA, 1689 nt
Organism: Botrytis cinerea B05.10
Lineage: Eukaryota; Fungi; Ascomycota; Leotiomycetes; Helotiales; Sclerotiniaceae
Exons: 3
Coding region: 284-1516 (410 amino acids)
Biological process (GO): epoxide metabolic process
Molecular function (GO): epoxide hydrolase activity
Source: RefSeq, a predicted model, not a curated record